AUGGCGAACUACUUUGAGAGUCAAUCGGUUCUGCAGUCGCGAUUGAGUGUCGUGGGUUUCGCGGAAGAUGACGUUCAGAAAAUCCUGCCAGAGGUGGGAAACUUGAGGAGGCUGGCAUUCAUUUCUUCUUUCACACCUGGUCAGACUGACGAGGGGCCGUUGAUGCAGGUGUUGAAAGACAUUUUGAAGCGAGACCUGACAAUUGCAGACAAGGCUAAUUGGCGUGCGGUUUACAAUGAAGCUUUUGCCAUGGUGACCGCGGAAAUGAAGCAGAGGAUUGAGAAGGCCGACCCAGAGUCGACCGUCAGGCCUUUGUCUCAGCCUGAGAGGUCGGAGCGGUACGAGCGGCAGGCCAAGAAGCUUGUCGGGAUAUCACUUAAAGGGCCUCUGGAGCCUGCCGAUGCACUUGUUGAUCUUGCUGUGGCUUCCUAUGAGGCAAAUGAGCUGAGGUACAUUCCGUGGGACCGGUGUGUGUCCAAGGAAGCUGAAUUGGCUGGCGAGAAGAAACGUGAUGUCAGGUUCACUGUUGAGGAGUCUUCGGGAAAGCUUCGGAUCGAGCAUAAACAGCCUGAUCUGGUUGCGGAUACCUCAUCGGAGAUUCUUGUUCAGCAGGCUCUCACCAGGAGAGCUUUGGCCAUGGAUCAGGCGAACCUGAUCGAGUUCAGUGUUGCUGAUCAGAGGACUCAACGCUUGAUGAAGGCUCGCAUGCAAUCGCCUGCGGAGCAUUUUGCCAGGCCCACUUGGAAGCAGCUUGAGUCGGCGGACCGGCAGCUGUUUGCCGAGCUACGUGACAAGACCAGGGCAGGUGUGCAGACUGUCGCAUCGGGUCGCCCGUUGGACUCUCUCCUGCCCGAUGCGAUGUACAUGAACGAGGUGUCAUGCCUACUGCAGCCUUUUCCAGCCCCUUCCAUGAAGGACGCUCCCCAGAAGCCGGAUGCUCCCAAGUGGGAGAGGCCUUCUCCUUACACCAAAGGUGGGGGCAAAGGAAAGAAAGGUAAGCAGAGGUUCAUGACAAGGUUGCCCGCUGGCUUGGAAGGUUGCAGGUCCCACACUAAUCGAGGGGGCCCAAUAUGCUUUGCCUUCAACCUGGGUGGCUGCUCGACGAAGGGGCAGAAGUGCGAGAAAGGCUUGCACAUCUGUGCAGGUGCCUCGCUGAUGGCCGGUGCUCCAGAGAGUGUGCGUCAGCCGGCAGCGGAGGCCUCGCAGGUGGAUGAUCUCCUAGCGGGAGUUCAUCGGCCGAAAGAUGCAUGCACGGGUGGCUGUCCAACGAAAGGUGUGGAUUGUCGCCCAACUCCGAGUGUUGAUCGAGAGGAUCAUCACGAUCACAACGUUGGCUCGUACAGUGCCAUCGCUAGGCCCUCGCCGAGUGUGGUGGAGGCCGCACGCAGCAGGUCCCCAAAGCACCGUGAUGGGGCGGGGCCACAGAGCGGCAAAGCGAGUUCUUCACUUGACGAGGGUCAUGUGAGUGCUGCUGAUGUCCUUCGAGUCUUCGAUGGUCUUCCUUCAGAUGAUUUGAAAAGGGGUGCCACUGCUCCUCUCCCAACUUCAAAGUCUUAUGCCACAGGAGCGUAUGUUCUUGGGGGCAAUGUUGGCUUGAAGGCUAAUGCUUCAACCAGCCCAGAAGCGCUCGACGUCUUUGCAAGGUUUGUGAGGCAGAGCGUUCCGGGGUUCAAAUUUUCUUCAAUAAAUAUAUUCGAGGAAGUUCGCACUGAGCGCCACCGCGAUCAGUGGAAUGCAAAUUUGCAUAACCUGGCGAUUGCCCUGACAGAAUUUUCAGGUGGCGCCAUCUUUGUGGAGCACGAAGAUGGCCGGGAUGUUUCGUCCCUCAACGGUGCCCAGGGUUCUCGCCUGGCUGUUGCAGCGGGCCCCGUGCGAUUCAAUGCAAGACAUUAUUGGCACUACACUGAGGCUUGGCAAGGCCGGAGGGUCGUGCUGAUAGCAUACACAAUCCGUCAUGUUGAAUCGCUGGGCAAGGAACAUCUUGAUUUUCUCCGGAGGUGCAAUGUUGAUGUUCCGACGCGCGCGCGCCUGAGAGCGCGCGCCUAG
Messenger RNA from Symbiodinium sp. CCMP2592, 2046 nucleotides. NCBI's taxonomy places the organism in Eukaryota, Dinophyceae, Suessiales, Symbiodiniaceae. The record is from the annotation of a GenBank genome assembly.